CCAGCAGUCCGGGCGGUGAUGGCGGCGGCGGCGGCGGUGACGGCGGCAGCGGCGGCCCCUGCGGCGGCGGCGGCGGCGGCGGGCGCGGAGGGCGCCUCUUCGGUGCACUGGUUCCGGAAGGGGCUGCGGCUGCACGACAACCCGGCGCUGCUAGCGGCCGUGCGCGGGGCGCGCUGCGUGCGCUGCGUUUACAUCCUCGACCCCUGGUUCGCGGCCUCCUCCUCGGUCGGGAUCAACCGGUGGAGGUUCCUGCUUCAGUCUCUGGAAGAUCUGGACACCAGCUUACGGAAGCUGAACUCCCGCCUGUUUGUGGUCCGGGGCCAGCCGGCUGACGUGUUUCCGAGGCUCUUCAAGGAAUGGGGGGUGACCCGCUUGACCUUCGAAUAUGACUCCGAACCCUUUGGGAAAGAACGGGACGCAGCCAUCAUGAAGAUGGCCAAGGAGGCUGGUGUGGAGGUGGUGACAGAGAACUCGCACACUCUCUAUGACCUGGACAGGAUCAUUGAGCUGAACGGGCAGAAGCCACCCCUUACCUACAAGCGCUUCCAGGCCAUCAUCAGCCGCAUGGAGCUGCCCAGGAAGCCCGUGGGCUCGGUGACCAGCCAGCAGAUGGAGAGCUGCAGGGCCGAUAUCCAGGAGAACCACGACGAAACCUACGGCGUGCCCUCCUUGGAGGAGCUGGGGUUCCCCACGGAAGGCCUUGGCCCAGCCGUUUGGCAAGGAGGAGAGACGGAAGCUCUGGCCCGCCUGGACAAGCACUUGGAACGGAAGGCCUGGGUUGCCAACUACGAGAGGCCCCGCAUGAACGCUGCCUCGCUGCUGGCCAGCCCCACGGGCCUCAGCCCCUACCUGCGCUUCGGCUGCCUCUCCUGCCGCCUCUUCUACUACCGCCUGUGGGACCUGUACAGGAAGGUGAAGCGGAACAGCACGCCGCCCCUCUCCCUGUUUGGGCAACUCCUCUGGCGAGAGUUCUUCUACACGGCAGCCACCAACAACCCCAGGUUUGACCGCAUGGAGGGGAACCCCAUCUGCAUCCAGAUCCCCUGGGACCGCAACCCCGAGGCCCUGGCCAAGUGGGCCGAGGCCAAGACAGGCUUCCCUUGGAUUGACGCCAUCAUGACCCAGCUGAGGCAGGAGGGCUGGAUCCACCACCUGGCGCGGCACGCCGUGGCCUGCUUCCUCACCCGCGGGGACCUCUGGGUCAGCUGGGAGAGCGGGGUCCGGGUGUUUGACGAGCUGCUCCUGGACGCGGACUUCAGCGUGAACGCGGGCAGCUGGAUGUGGCUGUCCUGCAGCGCCUUCUUCCAGCAGUUCUUUCACUGCUACUGCCCCGUGGGCUUCGGCCGCCGCACCGACCCCAGUGGGGACUAUAUCAGGCGAUACCUGCCCAAAUUGAAAGCGUUCCCCUCUCGCUACAUCUACGAGCCCUGGAAUGCCCCUGAGGCCGUUCAGAAGGCAGCCAAGUGCAUCAUCGGUGUGGACUACCCACGGCCCAUCGUCAACCACGCCGAGACCAGCCGGCUCAACAUCGAGCGGAUGAAGCAGAUUUACCAGCAGCUCUCCCGCUACCGGGGACUCUGUCUACUGGCGUCUGUCCCUUCCUGUGUGGAAGACCUCAGCAACCCGGUGGCAGAGCCCAGCUCGAGCCAGGCUGGGAGUGUGAGCAGUGCGGGCCCAAGACCACCACCCAGUGGCCCAGCAUCCCCCAAACGCAAGCUGGAAGCUGCCGAGGAGCCGCCCGGUGAGGAGCUCAGCAAACGGGCCAGGGUGGCAGAGCCGCCGAGCAGGGCUGUCUGAGCUGUGGUGCCGUGGCUCUGCGAGCAAAGCCUGGGUGCCUGAGCAGCCGCGUGGCAGCAGAGUGCAGCCUGCAGAGAAGCCGAUCGCCAUCACGACAGAGAGGGAGCGAACAUGUGUGUGUGUGUGUGCGCGUGUGCAGGGGGAGGGAUGGUGUGCCUGUUUGCGUGUGCAUGCGUCUGUUACACUCUUGUGAUUCUGAGCGCUGCCCGGGCCGGAGGAGUCCCUGUAGCAGCUCACCUCAGCCUCCAGACACCAGGCCAGAGGUCAUGGCAGUGACUUUCAGCCAAGACCUGUCUGCAAGCCAGCCGCCCUGUCUGGAUAGAAGAGGGGCGGGACCCUGGCUGGGAGUCUGCCAUCUGCCCCCACUCGCUCCCUCUUCACAUGGGACUGAGGGGCAGCAGGGCAACGUUUCUGACUUGUCCAGAGCGUGGUACUCUAGAGGCGGCCGGAGCCCUGCUGGGCUCCUGCUUUAUGACCCUGGAGGCUGGAGUGGACCAGUGCUGUUCAGACAUGGCCACCUGGCCUGGCUUCUUUCUUAUUUUAAAAUCCCCAGCCACGGGGUCCUCCAGACCCCUCCUCAGGCAUCUGGGACUGAGCACAAGGCUGUAGACAGGUCUGAAACUUUCCACCAUCCUACGGAAGUACACCAGAUGCCUGAGCUAUGUGCUGUGCACACGGUACUAUAGAUGGUGGCCCAGAAAGUGCGUCCACGUUUUGGGGGCUGCAAGCCUAAGGGUAGGAAUAGAAUCCCAGCUCUCACUGUCCUUCCUCAGAAGCUGAGAGCCAGCCUCAGAGCGGACCGUGGCGAGUCGGUGCCUCCCCCACGAGGAGGCCAGGUUCCUGGCGGUAGAAAGCACCGGCUGCUCUAGCCACAGUCCAGGGCACCAGAGGUCUGCCACUGAGGUCAGCUGACACCCAGCCAGGGAAGCCAUUCUAGUCUGUUCUGUAGGCUUCCAGGCCCUGCCCGGAACUGGUCAGCAUCCAAGCUGCCACGUCAGCUCUCCCAGGAGCUGGACGCCAAGUACCCAGGCAGGUGAACUCGGGUGGGGACUGCCAGGGCCAGUUGGGAAAGGUCCAAAUCGAGAUCCCACCCAGCGCACCAGCCCUUCCAGAAGCCACAGGUGGGAGGUUUGACCCAGAGAAGCCAAGGCCUUGCAUUCCAGGAGUCGCCUGUGCCUCCCAACAUCCCCUCCCACGGCUGAAGGCCUGUGUUGAGAAAUGCGUACUGAAAGGAGGACUGUGUCGUCAGCUGGAGCAAGUCUUCCUUCCACGCUGUGGCCUGCACUUGAGCCACCGUGUGUGUGUGUGUGUGUGUGUGUGUGUGUGUGUGUGUGUACACGUACAGGUGUGCACGUAGCUGAGAGGCUAAUUCCUCUUCGGAUUUUGUCCUCACGUGUAACAUUAAGCUGGCCUCUGGGCCUUCUCUUCUCUACCUCCCCUGUGACCUUUCCUAGCCUCAUAGCUGUUAACUCCCUUCGCCCCAGCCCUGUCCCUCACUGUCCUCUGUCCUCGGACCAGAACCCGGGGCAGGCCCCUGUCUCCUGCAUCUGUGCAGCACGUUGACAGGCUUCCUCCUGAGAGGUCCUCAGGUUUUCUCAGCCAGAGAGCUGCCUUUAGAGUCUGACUGUAUGUAUGUCACCCUCGCUAGAAAUGUCCCGUGAUCACGUGGGGGAGCAGGGCCCAGGUGAUGGUGUGUAUUCACAGUAUUAGGUUGGGCGUUUCCCCGUUCUCUUAGCCAGCCAGGAGGAAAGAGACUCGGGGGCUGUUGCUGGCAGAGGCGUAGAGGGAGCCUGGGAGAGCUGGUCUGAGAGUCAGAAGGCCGGAGAGCUUAGGACGAGAGUCACUAUUUAUUUAGCAGCACCUUCCUAUAUCAGGAUGACUCCCUUUCCCUGCCUGUCGGAUGAUGGCUCUCUUCCCUAAGGUAAAACUUGGCACGACCACCUCCCCCGACUUGUGCACCAUCCCUGGCAUGCCGGCCUAUUCCCAGGGGAAUGGAGCCGUCCACUCCCAGAGCUGGGAGGGACCGCGUGAGGAAAGGGUGCAUCCAGUGGCCUGGAGCUCCACGAUGGCUUCGGGCCUCCCCUCUCCUGGCCCAGGUAACCCUGGGGGCUGCUGCAGAGCAUUGCCUCGAAACCCCACCCAAGGGCCAGCAUGGGGGAGAGGUGGUCGCAGGUAAAAUGCACUUUAUAUGGAGAUUUUCGAUUGCUGGGAAGGUGUGUUUCUCCCACAGUUUGUGACUAGUCACUUGUUUCAUAAACGUCUCACUCUGUUUAAGCAAA
Molecule: messenger RNA, 4076 nt
Organism: Equus caballus (horse)
Lineage: Eukaryota; Metazoa; Chordata; Mammalia; Perissodactyla; Equidae
Gene: CRY2
Product: cryptochrome circadian regulator 2
Biological process (GO): entrainment of circadian clock by photoperiod; circadian regulation of gene expression; negative regulation of DNA-templated transcription
Cellular component (GO): cytoplasm; nucleus
Molecular function (GO): FAD binding; DNA binding
Source: RefSeq, a predicted model, not a curated record